Messenger RNA from Triplophysa dalaica, 1917 nucleotides. RefSeq names its product solute carrier family 25 member 22b (gene slc25a22b). The transcript has 11 exons. The record is from RefSeq and is a predicted model, not a curated record. The coding region runs from base 456 to 1268 and encodes 270 amino acids. Lineage: Eukaryota; Metazoa; Chordata; Actinopteri; Cypriniformes; Nemacheilidae. Gene Ontology annotation, molecular function: L-glutamate transmembrane transporter activity; L-aspartate transmembrane transporter activity. Gene Ontology annotation, biological process: aspartate transmembrane transport; malate-aspartate shuttle; L-glutamate transmembrane transport.
CACCAUCGUUUUCACUUCACAGCUUAUUAACGGAGUUUUAAGGUAUCACACCUUAAAUUCAGACAGAGGCAAUCAGUUUUGUUCCUGUAUCUUCUCUCUGGCUGUGAUGGACUCCAAUGAUGAUUAAAUACUGAAACAGUUGAAGAAAUUUCAAUAUCAUUAACAGCAAACUCAAUUUUCAUCAUCUUUUAAGAGUGAAAUUCUCAUUGUCAUUGUAACUAACAGGUAGCUGUGUGACAGCUGUAACAGCUGUGACAUUAAUAACAUCAUUAUCAAUUUUUCAAUGGCUGACAAGCAGAUUAGUAGACUAAUGUGUGCUGCGUUGUUUCAGUCUGUCGGCUAAACUCAUCAACGGAGGUAUAGCCGGAUUGAUCGGCGUCACUUGCGUGUUUCCGAUUGACCUGGCGAAAACACGCCUCCAAAACCAGCGAAACGGAUCUCGCAUCUACACUUGCAUGUCUGACUGCCUCUUAAAAACCAUCCGAUCAGAAGGUUUAUUUGGAAUAUAUAGAGGCGCUGCAGUUAAUCUGACGCUGGUUACCCCAGAAAAGGCCAUCAAGCUUGCCGCCAAUGACUUUUUUAGACAUCAGCUCUCCAAAGAUGGGCAGACGUUGACGCUGGUUAGAGAAAUGUUAGCUGGAUGCGGGGCGGGUACCUGCCAGGUGAUCAUAACGACUCCUAUGGAGAUGCUUAAGAUCCAGAUGCAAGAUGCCGGCAGGAUAGAGGCCCGGAGGAAGCUGAGUGGCCAGCGGUGCGGAGGAGGAGAGGUCAAAGUCAGCCUCGUUCAGGUGAAAUCUCCCACUGCCCUCCAGCUCUCUAGAGAUCUGCUGAAGGACAAAGGCAUCGCUGGUCUAUAUAAGGGACUGGGGGCUACUCUGUUAAGGGAUGUGCCCUUUUCCAUCAUUUACUUCCCACUGUUUGCUAACCUGAACAGCCUGGGCAGCAGGAACGCUGAUGGUUCGGCUCCGUUCUACAUCUCAUUCCUGUCCGGCUGUCUCGCAGGCUGCACUGCAGCUGUUGCUGUCAACCCUGUGGACGUGAUAAAGACCAGACUUCAAUCUAUGACCUGUGGAUCUCAAGAAGACAUGUACAGUGGAGUAAAAGACUGUAUCAGUAAGAUUCUUUGUAAGGAGGGUCCUGCUGCAUUCCUGAAGGGGGCGUACUGUCGCGCACUGGUCAUCGCCCCACUUUUCGGGAUUGCUCAGGUGAUUUACUUCCUCGGAGCUGGUGAAUUUGUUCUCAGUCUUCUGUCGGUACAGAAACAAUGAACCCCCACUGUGUUUGGAAGUGCUGAUCUCUGCAUUCAAACUAUCAUCAUAGAUGUUAAGUUAUCUCAUUUUACACUUAGUUGUAGCUCUAAAAGUAAAAACAUUUUAGCUUUUAAAUUGAUUCAAAGGGAUGUGGAUUUUCUCUUUAGUAAAUUUCAUCACCAGUUUUUUUAAUUACCUGUUUAAUCAGUGUUCUCAGUCAUAAGGAUACGUCCUAAAUCUUGUUUUAUAUGUAAUGAUCGGUAUAUUCACUUUAAUCGCCUGAAUGAAGAUUUCUAAGUUCAAAUGUACUCUUUAAAAGUUCUUCAUUGUACUUUUUUGGCUGACCUUUAACAUCUGAAGGACAUUUCAGUUUCACAAAAGGUUUUGGUUAAAAUAACCUCUUAAGACAUUAAAAAGUAAAAAUGAAAAGGUUUUAUGAAGAACCUUUUGUCGCUCCUUUUUUGUACUGCAUAAAAAUGCAUGAGCAAAGUACAAUUUCUCAAUAUCCUUGUUUUAUUACUAUAUUUAAGUAAGUCCACCAUUUUUGUCUGGUACGAGAUAACAGUUUAUAUUUAUCAUUAGAGCUGGACUGUUGUAAUACUCUAGAUAUAUGUCUGUGAUCAUGAAACAAGUGCUACAAACCAGAAGACAAUCGUCCAUAAAAAAC